AACGUCACUAAAAUGCAGUACGAUUCGACGAAUAUUUUAGGAAGUGGUAGAUACGGUUUCGUGUUUCUUGGUACAUUCAAAGGCCAAAAAGUUGCAAUCAAACGGAUUCAGCUGAUUGGUGAACAAGUCAGCCCAGACAACGAGCUUAAAGCCCUUCAACAAUUAGACCAUCCAAAUGUUCUCAAACUCCUUCAUUUCGAAAGAGAUGAACAUUUUAAAUAUUUAGUUUUGGAAUUUUGCGACGCAUCAUUGGACAAGCUGUUCUUAAAAUCGGACGAUCAUAGGAAAUAUAAAGGACCUAUACCACUCCCUAUCAAAAUGUUCCUACAUUUAGCGACAGGCCUUGCCUAUACACAUUUGCGGAAUUUAAUUCACCGAGAUAUUAAACCGGCAAACAUUUUGAUUUCCGUGAAAACGACUGACCAAGGCGAACAAGCCACGUUGAAGUGGGGUGGUUUUGGAUUGUGCCGACCCGUGAAUGAACGAAGAAGAUUCACAAUGAGUGGAAUCAAGGGAACUCGAUUUUGGUUAGCUCCUGAGUUGUACGAAAUUCUGGAUAACCACGUCUUGGACGGACAACUGGGCACAGUCAAAAGCGAUGUUUUCGCAGAAGGCCUCGUCUUCGGUUACAUUCUCUUGAAUGGAAACCACGUCUAUGGUCCAGACGAUGAAAUUGUGACAAACAUCAAACAGAAUAUACCGAUUAAUAUGGAGAAAAUUCAUAGUUUGCAUUGGGCACGCAGUUUGUUAACAAAAAUGUUGACCACCACCCCUGCUGAGAGAAUCGCAUCAGGAGAUGUCGUUACUGAACUUAAAUCCAUUCAAACGAAACUUGCCGAUGCAGAAAACAAAUUGCUUCAGCUAUUGGCCGACACCAGUGAAAAAUCAAACUUUUGGGAAACGAUCAAUUCUUUAGGUCAGCGCGGUAUCGAUGUGACAUCAAAAGACAAAAAAGGAUGGAACGCUCUACAUUGGAUCUGUGCCAAAAGCUCAGGUCGAAACUUGAUGGAAGUAAUCGAGUUGUUGAUACAACACGGAAUCGACACAAACGCAAAGAGCAACGAAGGACAGAGCGCAUUACACGUUUUGUGCGCAAACAAUUCAAGCCCCCAUUUAACUAAUGCAAUAGAAUUCCUAAUCCAAAUCGGAAUGGACGGGAAUGCAGAAGAUGAUAACGGCUUGAACGUACUCCACACUUUAUGUGCAUACAAUUCGAGCUCAACGGUAAUAGACGCAAUCGACAAGUUGAUCGAACACGGAAUCGACGUGAACGUAAGGGAUGACGACGGAUUAAACGCACUCCAUGCUCUCUGCAGAAACAAUUCAUCCUCAAACUUAAUUGGCGCAAUGGAAAAGUUAACCCAACUCGGAAUCGACGUGAACGCAAACGAUGACAACGGAAUUACCGCACUGCAUUCCCUGUGCAAAUUUAAUUCAUCCUCAAAUUUGAUUGGCGCUAUCGAAAAGUUAAUCCAACUCGGAAUCGACGUGAACGCAAAGGAUGACCGCGGAGUAAACGCACUCCAUUUCCUGUGCACAUACAAUCCAUCUUCAAAUAUAAUAGACGCAAUCGAAAAGUUAAUCAAAUUCGGAAUCGACGUGAACGCAAAAGAUGACGACGGAUUUAACGCACUUCAUUUCCUUUGCACAAAUGAUUCAUCCUCAUAUUUCAAUGGCGCAAUGGGAAAGUUAAUCGAACUCGGAAUCGACGUGAACGCAAAAUGCAGCGGCGGAUUAAACGCACUCCAGUUCCAAUGCACGUACAACUCAUCCUCAAAUUUAAUUAGUGCAAUCAAAAAGUUAAGCCAACAUGGAAUCGACGUGAACGCAAAGAAUGACGAUGGAGAAAACGCACUACAUGCUCUCUGCAGAAACAAUUCAGGCCCAAAUUUAAUUAAAGCCAUCAAACUAUUGAUCCACCUUGGAAUUGAUAGACAAGCAAAGAACAAAAACGGAUGCAAUGCGCUCCAUUUUCUGUGCAGAUUUAAUCCCAGUGAAAACCUAUUCGAUGCGGUCAAACUUUUAAUUCAACUAGGAAUUGAGAUUAAAUCCAACGGUUAUGACGCGCAGAUUCUUUUACGCAAUAAUUACAAAAAAGACAACUUGGACGAAAUCAUAAGAUUAUUUGACAAGACAGACUCUGCCGGUAGUUAAUAAACAAAAACGAUGUUGAAAUCCAUAGCUUUGAACCUAAG
Messenger RNA from Daphnia carinata, 2195 nucleotides. RefSeq names its product putative ankyrin repeat protein RF_0381. The coding region runs from base 13 to 2154 and encodes 713 amino acids. The transcript has 4 exons. Gene Ontology annotation, molecular function: RNA endonuclease activity; protein serine/threonine kinase activity; ATP binding. Lineage: Eukaryota; Metazoa; Arthropoda; Branchiopoda; Diplostraca; Daphniidae. The record is from RefSeq and is a predicted model, not a curated record. Gene Ontology annotation, cellular component: IRE1-TRAF2-ASK1 complex. Gene Ontology annotation, biological process: protein phosphorylation; intrinsic apoptotic signaling pathway in response to endoplasmic reticulum stress; IRE1-mediated unfolded protein response.